AGAACAGAAAUCAGGUCCAAGCCAGAAAACAGUAAAAUGGCCCAAUGUAAGACCAUCGUCGCAGCAGUCCUCGUGGUUGCUCUCGUGGUUUCGACGAUCCCAGCCAGCGCCGAUACGAACCUGGAACCUGCAGGAGGCUCUACGGAGGGCAGUGCCCGCACCUCCGGCAUGCAGAAGGAAGAGACCCGAGGCAACAAGAAGCCAGCGACGCUCGCUGGAUCUCUUGGUUCAGGCAAGAAUGCCAUCUACGGGUAAAUGAUUAGAAGGAAUCCUGCUUCGGAAGGUAUGAAAACAAUGGGGAUGUGCUCAACAAUCAAUCUCAACCCCAGGUGACGGCAAUGAGUCACCCACAGGAAUGUAACCGGAUAUAGAUGGACAUUGCUCGUUCCAUAUUUCUUUUUCAUAUUUUCUCUUCAAAUUCAAUUGAAAUACGGAUAAUAUUGUGUGAGGUCGGAUAAAA
This is a messenger RNA of Zea mays, 460 nucleotides long. RefSeq lists its product as uncharacterized. The coding region runs from base 37 to 255 and encodes 72 amino acids. The transcript has a single exon. The record is from RefSeq and is marked validated. NCBI's taxonomy places the organism in Eukaryota, Viridiplantae, Streptophyta, Magnoliopsida, Poales, Poaceae.